Molecule: messenger RNA, 2676 nt
Organism: Mesorhabditis spiculigera
Lineage: Eukaryota; Metazoa; Nematoda; Chromadorea; Rhabditida; Rhabditidae
Source: the annotation of a GenBank genome assembly
AUGGCCCUCUUCAUCAUCCUCCUGGCCUCCUUGGUGACGAUCGUCACCACCAUCUCCACGGCCGCCAUCACCACCAACGGCGAGGUCAAAGGGGGCGGGGUUUACUACAUGAUAUCGAGAACGCUGGGCCCGGAAUUUGGGGGCUCGAUCGGGCUGCUGUUUUGCUGUGCGAAUGCGGUCGCCGCUGCACUGUACAUCGUAGGGCUAGCAGAGACCGUUGUGGAUUUUUUGAGGGAUCACAAUUGGAGCGUAUUCGAUGAGACGAACGAGGUGCGCGUGAUUGGCAUUGCCACGUGCAUCAUCCUGAUGGCCAUCAUUUGCAUCGGAAUUUCUAUAGAAUCGAAGCUGCAGCAGAUAAUGCUAAUCCCAUUCACGCUGUCGAUGAUCUGCUUCAUCGCCGGCACAUUUAUACACACAGAGACCAAGGAGAAGAAGGGAUUUACCGGGUAUUCAGCCGUCACGUUCAAGGAGAAUCUCCUCCCGAGUUUUCGGGAUCAGUCCUUCUUCACGAUUUUCUCUAUCUACUUCCCGGCGGCCACGGGAAUCAUGGCCGGAGCCAAUAUUUCUGGCGAUUUGAAGAAUCCACAGAUGGCAAUUCCACGCGGAACCCUGCUAGCCAUCGUCUCGGCCACCCUCAUCUACAUGGGGACGGUGCUGGUCAGCGGCUCGGUAUGGGUGAGGGAUGCCGAUGGUGUUACACGCAAUUGGGUGGUUGAUGGCAACAUUCUGAAGCCGAACUGCACGGGGACCUGCCAGUAUGGGUUGAUGAACGAUUAUCAGGUGGUAUCGGAGAUCUCCGCCUGGCCGCCAAUGAUCCUCAUCGGCAUCCUGGCGUCCACCCUGUCUUCAGCCCUGGCCUCGCUUGUAUCGGCCCCAAAAAUUUUUCAGGCAGUGGCUGCUGACAACCUAUUCCCCUACAUUACCUGGUUCAAAAAGGGUUACGGCGCCGAUAACGCUCCACGGCGCGCCUACGCCCUCACUUUUGCGAUUACUGUGGGCAUGAUUUUGAUUGGAAAGCUCGACCUAAUCGCCCCGAUCAUCUCCAACUUCUUCCUCUGCACCUAUACACUCGUCAACUAUGCCUGUUUUGACGCUUCGUAUUCUAAUUCACCGGGCUUCCGCCCGGCCUUCCGUUUCUACUCAAUGUGGCUCUCCCUCCUCGGCUCCGUCGUUUGUAUCGCCAUCAUGUUCGUCAUGAGCUGGCCGACAGCCCUCGCCACGUUUAUGGCUUUUGCGGCCAUUUUUGUGUUCCUGAAGAAGAAUAAGCCAGAUGUAAAUUGGGGCUCCUCUACUCAAGCCAACCACUACAAAUCGACGCUGGCCGGCCUGCAAAGAAUGGACAAAUACGAUGAGCAUGUCAAGAACUAUAGGCCACAGAUCCUCUUGAUGACCGGCGAGCCAUCUGCCCGACCGGGAUUGGUCGAUUUUGCGGGGAGCAUCACCAGAGGUGCCAGCCUCCUCGCAUGUGCAAAUGUCAUUACGCACGCCCCCUCCCAUCGUCUCUCGGCCCUCACGCAGCGCUCCGAUUCCCGCGCCAAGCUAUGGUUGCGGGAGCGUGGCAUCAAAUCCUUUGCGGUCACCAUUUCCGCCAACAAUCUGCACGAGGCUACGAACCAAUUAGCACAGUCGUACGGUAUCGGAAAGUUGGUCCCCAACAUUUUCUUCUACGGCUUCAAGACCAACUGGGCGAAGGGAGGGGCCGAGAAAUUGGACGAGUGUUGUCAUUAUGUGUCGGCAAUACAAGCCGCUUUCGACCACCAUAUGUCAGUAGCAGUGCUGCGGAAUCGCAUGGAAGGCUUUGAUAUGUUGGACCGAGGAAAUCGUGACGCCAUGAAAAGAGCUAGCGAGCAGUGGCCAAGAGGGACACCACCACGCGGACGCCCAAGUUUGAAUCCGGUGAUGCAUCAGGAGCUAUUCCGAGACCGAGCCCGUCGAGCCGUCGGCCAAAUGGGCAAACGAUUCUCGAAGAUAUAUGCUUCCGAAAAAGCCAACUCGAUGCCAUCCUUCGAGCCCCCGCAAAAUAAGCAGCUGAGCGUCCCGGAUAUCGCCAUCAAUGGGGUCCAUAAAUUGAGUGGUGCUAGCGGAGCCGGGCUGCAGUUACCCUCGCCAUUUUGCGUGCGUAUCAGGAAGGCUAGGAUAGAUGUCUGGUGGCUAAGCGACGACGGCGGCUUGACCCUGCUCCUAGCCCACCUGCUCACCCUGGAAAAGAGCUACCUAGAGGACGCCGAACUACGCGUGUUCACCGUCGGCUCGCAGAAGAACCCGGUGAUGGACAGUGAUAAGCUUGACCUGGCCGCCCUCCUCAACAAGUUCCGCAUCAACUUUGUUGACGUGGAGACGGUGGUCGGCAUCGAGCAGAAACCGCAUGCAAAGACCCUCGAGACCUGGGAAACCUUGAUAACCCCCUAUCGAGCCGUCGGCCAUCGCCAGAAGGAGGGCGAGAUUACGGAGCACGACCUGACGAUGCACAAGGGCAAAACUUACCGCCACUUGCGAUGCGGAGAAUUGCUACAAAAAUAUUCUGAAGAUGCGGACUUGAUUGUUGUAACACUACCAGUCCCUUCGAAAGGCACGCCGGCCCCGCUCUAUCUAUCCUGGCUGGAGAUGAUGAGCCGAGGGCUGCCACCAACCUUAUUAGUGCGCGGGAACCAUUCUUCUGUACUUACCUUUUAUUCA